CAUCUUCUGCUAAAUAUUUAUAUAACUUAUUAUUAUUUAUAAGUUUUUCCAUUCAUUGCCCACAAUGUCAGCCGCAUUGGUGUCGUCCACAUUCUUCGGGGACUUCGGUGACCACUACCGCUCGAACGGAUCAACAACUUUGCAGAACUCAUCCAAAAACAGUUUUGGCUCUCAAUUAGACAAGAAGUCAAACCUUCAAUCAGUUUUGAAUUCAGUGCAACAAAACAAUAAUAAUAAUAAUGCCAUCAAUGCUAUCAAUGCAAUCAACACCAAUCACACCACUAAUGCCAACAACUCUGCAAAUGUGAUGACCCGCCGCUUAGUGACCACUACUACUAGUGUUCCCAUAAACUUAAGUCAUUCAUCCCAUAGACCCCUACAGUCCUCCUCAACAGUGCCACCAAUGCAUCAGAAGAGUGCCAUCGGUGUGACCAAUACUCAGACGCCGAUGACUCUGGUCAGAGGCCUGUCCUCCCAGUGCUCGCCAACCAAUACCACAAUGAAUGGCAACAGCAAAGAGCACAAGAAGUUGGACCGCAGUUAUAGUGAGCCGCCGGCAGACAAGUCGGCCCAACAACUGAUGCGACUCAACUCCACGUCCAAUACAGUGGCCGGUCCUAUGUCUUCGCGAUACAAGACUGAGUUGUGUCGCAGUUUCGGAGAGGUGGGCACCUGUAAGUACGGUGACAAGUGUCAGUUCGCACACGGAGGCCAUGAGCUCAGGAUUAUCACCAGACAUCCCAAGUUUAAGACUGAGAACUGCAAGAGUUUCCACUCGACGGGCUUCUGUCCGUACGGUCCGCGCUGUCACUUCAUCCACAACAGCGAGGAGUCCAAGAAAAGUAUGCUUUCCAACCUGUCGGCCACUGGAGGCUCGACCACUACUGCUAACGGCCUCAACAACAACGGCCAACACUCACAGAACCGAAUGCAGGAACAGAUGAUGAAUAACGCCAACAACAAUGGCUUCGGUGGUGUCUAUCACUCCAAUCAAAGCUCUCAUCCGUUACGUCCGAAAGCGCUAUCGAUUGGUAGCUAUAGUUUGGGUUCUUCGGGAGAGAUCUCUCCGCCCAGUAGUCAGAGUGGAAGCCCGACGUCGCUCAACAGCUUCUUCACUGAAGACCCGUUCAACCCAUUCGUGUCGCCAACCAAUCACAUGGGCUCGUGUGCUAACAACGCCUUCUCCUUCUCGCCCGACUUCGCAUCACUUGUGCCCACAAACAAGUCUUCGGCUUUCGGUGGUUCGCAACCGACUCUCUGCCAGUCGUUUGGAAUGACAGCGAACCUCAACGCAGACAUCACUCAUGAGUCGCCGGUUAUGCCCAACAUAUUGUCCAAUCAGUUCCAGACCUCACACAAUACGACCGCUUAUGAUCAGCACAUGAAUGACGGAAUGCAAUCCAUGUCCACAACACCGCCCCCACAGGCAUCGAAGCUGACACCUGUGUCAUACCCAGUGGCACCUGACUCGCCAGUAGACAGCAUAGCGUCCGAUGUGGAGGCACUCAAGUUGGAGCACAACCAGAGCCAGAGUCAGACGCCCGGCUCACCCAUCGAUGUGGCCAAAGGUCUGCCCCGUCUUCCCAUUUUCACUCGUUUCUCCAUUAAUGGCAACAAUGACUCGGAAUAAGGGGAACGGGAUUCACUUGCACCCCAUCCCAAACCCUCUACAUAUACCUACUUUUGUCCCAUAAGAGAGAAUGGUCUGGAAUUUGCCCUUUUGUUCACUCUUUAACCCUAACCUAAGCCACUCUCAGGUAAUUUACAAUACUUUGUGUGAAUCGCUUUCGUAUUAUUUAACAAUUCUCGGGACCAACACAUUCAACACUUCCUCCACUUCUCACUCUUCUCUUCGUUUGCUUUUUAUAUCACUUUUGGUUUACAUUAGUCUUCAUUAGUCAGAGUUUGUGUCCCAAAACAAUGGCUCAAAAUUGUUAUAAAUUUAUUUAAUAUAAACAUAAUAUUGAACUAUAUAUAUAAAUGUCAAU
Messenger RNA from Oppiella nova, 1988 nucleotides. Lineage: Eukaryota; Metazoa; Arthropoda; Arachnida; Sarcoptiformes; Oppiidae. The record is from the annotation of a GenBank genome assembly.